Molecule: messenger RNA, 1445 nt
Organism: Limulus polyphemus (Atlantic horseshoe crab)
Lineage: Eukaryota; Metazoa; Arthropoda; Merostomata; Xiphosura; Limulidae
Product: nose resistant to fluoxetine protein 6-like
Exons: 9
Coding region: 1-1425 (474 amino acids)
Source: RefSeq, a predicted model, not a curated record
AUGACAUCAGGUGUUAUUCAGCAAUGGAAAGAUUUUGAAAAGAGGCUUCAGGAUUGGAUGUAUAAGUGGGUGAGUCUUUAUCAACCAUUUGUUCAGACUGUUCUCCAAGAAGAAAAUGUUACAACAAAAUGCACCAAUGAUGUUCAUCUAUUACUUGAAGACUUGAAAGAACUUAAAACAUGGGCCUUUGAAAUGCUUGACUCAACUGGAAAACCACCAGGAGGUCUACUAGAAGGAACUGUCACUGCAUUUGGAUCCUUUGAUCAAUGCAUCAACAUCAAGAAAGAAAAAGAUGACUCUCAAUUACUCCGUGGUCAGUACUGCUCUGUGCAUCUUCGACCCCCAUUGCCUCCCAGAAACCGAUAUGCCAGUGUAGUAAAGCCGCUAGAUGUUUUCAAAAACAUUUCAUCAAAGGACAACUUGCUUUCUCCUAGUGGGCUACUCACUUCUUACUUGAUGACGAAGUUGAUGAAGAAUUCUGGAAAUAAACUGAACAUUCCUCUCUAUAUUUUUCAUCGAUAUAUGAGAUUGACGCCUCCAAUGGUACUGUUGAUUGGUCUUGUGUAUCUGACUCCUCUUUUUGGCUCAGGACCUGUAUGGCAUGAGAUAAUAGACCAAAAGGUCACUGGUUGUCGAAAGUAUUGGUGGAUCAAUCUAUUGUACCUUCAGAACUAUAUACGUGCAGAGCCGAAGUGUGUAGAACACACCUGGUAUAUUGGGAAUGACAUGACCUUUCACCUGGUAUCAUUAAUCGUCCUCAUUCCAUUGCUCAAAGCCGAACUGGAGUUUGAGAACGCUGUUUACUUUAAUCCAUUGAACCACCUUGCUUCAUAUUGUAUUGGAAUGACGGUAGGAUAUUUGAUUUACAUGCGUCAAGCAAAACCACUGAAUAAGACAAAAAUCAUUAUUGGCUGGGUGGUGUCACUGACGUUUCUUUGUGGUGUUCUUGGUGGUCUGUAUGAUCAUUUGGCUGGUUAUUCAGAACUCUCUCGUCUUAAGACUGUUUUCUACGCUGCGCUACAUAGGCCAAUCUGGACAGUUGGAGUUGCUUGGGUGAUGUUUGUAUGUUGUACAGGUAAUGGUGGUGUCAUAAACGCUUUUUUGUCGUGGAAAGGAUUCAUUCCACUUUCUCGGAUGACAUACAUGACGUACCUCACUCAUCUCUGGAUACUGUGGCUAUAUAUAGGAAACCUGAGAGAGCGAGUAUACAGUGGGCAUCUCAUAACCAUAUGCACCUAUUUAGGAAGCAUGGUAAUGUCGUUUACAUUUUCCUUCGUUUGCGUACUAUUUGUCGAAGCUCCGUUUAUGAACCUGGAGAAGAUGAUAAUUUCUUCGUAUCUUGGUAAAUGUUCGAAUGAAGGAAAAGAAAUCAAGAAAACAACGAAAAGUUUCAAUAACUUUCAGGAAUCCCGACAGAAGUCGUGAAUCCUUAACGAGUUAAUUAA